Sander lucioperca (pikeperch) is the source of this 2909-nucleotide messenger RNA. Its product is annotated as patatin-like phospholipase domain-containing protein 2. The coding region runs from base 319 to 1683 and encodes 454 amino acids. Gene Ontology annotation, cellular component: cytoplasm; membrane; lipid droplet. The record is from RefSeq and is a predicted model, not a curated record. Gene Ontology annotation, biological process: triglyceride catabolic process; lipid homeostasis. Gene Ontology annotation, molecular function: triacylglycerol lipase activity. NCBI's taxonomy places the organism in Eukaryota, Metazoa, Chordata, Actinopteri, Perciformes, Percidae. The transcript has 9 exons.
AUUGCCAAAGAUGUUUUAUAGUACUAUACAAUGGAAGCCAGCCUUUGAUAAUCAAAUCAAAAUAUUGUUAGCUUGUAUGACUUGAAAUGGACAAAAAAGUCAUUGAGUUGUAUGUCACAUGGGCAUGACCAAUAUAGUAUGUCUAAUUGAGAUUUGGUUUGAAAAUACUGCUUGUGAAACCGUUUUCCACUGGAUCACUCAGCCUCCUUUAACUCAGUCUACUUUUAAAACAAGGAAAGAAGUUUUUGCCACAGCACUAAAGCUUUUCACCAUCUACGAUUUAAAACAUUUAAAUUGAUAAUUGAAAGCCUUUAGAAAAUGUCUCCAGGAGUUUCCAGUUGUCAUUAUUGUGAAGUUCCACCGUCCAUCUCCUUUUCUGGAUCUGGAUUCAUGGCCACCUACCAGUUAGGAGUUUCCCAGUGCUUACUAAAUUAUGCACCCUGGAUACUACGCACAGCACCAUGUGUCCUGGGUGCAUCUGCUGGGUCUCUGGUAGCAGCUGCUGUAGUCUGUGAAAUGAGCCUGAGUACUAUUCGAGAUGAGAUGCUGAAUUUUGUCAAACAGAUGAAGGCUUUUACACUUGGACCGUUUAACCCUUCAAUCAAUGUUUUCCACUGGUUAGAGUGUAUUUUACACAAACAUGUUCCUUCUGAUGCACACCAACUGGCCAAUGGGCGUCUUUUUGUGUCCAUGACACGCCUGUCUGAUGGAAAGCACAUUGUCAUGUCUGAGUUCCAGUCCAAAGAAGAUGUAGUGCAGGCUUUGCUAUGCAGCUGCUUUGUGCCUGUGUACUGUGGUAUGCUGCCUCCAUCCUUCAAAGGAGUAUAUUAUGUGGACGGGGGUUUCAGCAGCAUGCAGCCACUGCCUGUACCCUGCAUGCAGACCUUGACGGUAUCUCCAUUCUCUGGAGAGACAGACAUCUGUCCCGCCGACAAGCCUUGCAUGUGGGACAUGGUGGUGAGCGGCACCACCUUGAAGGGCAACAUGGCUAACAGCUUCAGGAUCAUUAAUGCUCUCUACCCCAUGAAUUUAGAGACUCUGGAACAAGCCUACCACAGCGGCUACACAGAUGCAAUUAAUUUCCUUCUGUACAAUGAUCUUGCCCCAUAUUUGACGAUACACAAAGUAUCUCAAGGGCCACAUAACUUUCACCAAACUAAAACGUGGAUGAAUCUGGAGACUGCUAUAGAGGAAGAGAAGGAGAUGAAGGUGGAAAACGAGGCCAUUACACUGACAUCUUUCACGACCAAACAACGCAUGCAGACUGGAAGUUCUACUGAGCAUGAAUUGACCGGAAAUCGACCAAGUAAAGAACCUCCUCUCCAUUUUGACAUGAUAAAAAAUGUUCUGCUGAGCAACAUGGUGACCUAUCUGAGCAUGUUUGGACUUCCUGUGAGAAUCUUAUCCCACCUGCUGGUAACUCUUAUCCUGCUGUUUCACGCACUACUCCAGAGUAGGCACAGACUGGAGUUGUUGUUCAGACAGGCGUCUGAGUUGGUGUUCUGGGUUUGGCAUUGCCAGAAACAUUUUGCAUUCUUCUUUUUCAACAUAUGUGUCUGUACCCUAAAGAAAAACACAUUUGACCGGGUUAUGCCCAUCAUCCUGCUGUUGCAGUGGCUGAUUAUGGCACCAAAUGAGGCUCCACAAGGACAGAGGCACGCUACACUCUCUUCUGCCCAUUGAGAAGCUGUUGGGCGUGGGAAAUUACAGUAUAUGUAAAGAGAGCCACUGACUGCUCACCAAGCACAAAUUUAAACACUAUAGUUAUAGCUUGUAUUUUGUAAAGUUAAGCCUUUUUGACUGCAUAUUUCCAUGGAAGAGAGCAAUGAAAAAUCUUAAAACUUUUGUUUGGGGGGCUUUCUUUUAUCUAAGCUGGUUAAUAUAUUUCUAUUCUUUUGCACUUUUUAAACUGUAUGAAUCACUGUAAUCAGUAGAGUGCUCCACUAAGGCUUACUAGUAAUUUUACAGUCAACAUUGAACUUGAUUUGUAGUUGAAUAGUUGCAGUAAAUGACGCUAACAUCAAAUUAAAAAGCAACACCACACUUAGCAUAUGACAGAAAAGUUCAUUUCAUUCACUCAUUAAAUGUUUAUUCAAUAGUGACAAAUACAGUAUACAUAAAGAAUUUCCAUGAGCCAAGGGUUCAUUGAGCACAACAAAUGUUUACUGGGACAGUUUCCUAGGGAAAAAAGUCAUGCACGUGUCAAUAUUGUGUGGCCACUGGCCACAGUAACGUCAUCAGGGGAUAUGCUUGUUUGGAAAUUUAAAGCUUGGCACUAUCAAAGUGUCUUGCUCUGAAGAUCAAUCAUUACAUUACAUCCUUGGUGGAGGUUUAACUGCUGGCUGCAUCAUGCUGUACAACUAUAUUAUUGUAAUCUUUUAUGUCUAAUGAACAGAAUUAGCAACCUUGCUUAAUCUCUAAAAUAUGAAGUGUAUAAUAGCCUACAGUGAAAACUUACUGCUGAUAGAAGAAUGGAUGUAAGUGGAACAUCCCAGGAAAAAAAACACUUUGACAGUUUGAGUCAAGUUGAAAGUUUAGCUCCAGGGUGCUUAUCUAGAGGGUUCCUAAUUUCAAUUUCUCAUGCGAGGUGGCAAAUAGUCCUGUGAUGUGCUGUUUAAACACUGCACUCUUUCUCUCCUCGCCUCCUGAGUGAAAACAUUAUCUACCUACUGUUCAUUCAUGAUGUUAAGCCUCAGCGGCCUCUGGCAUUGGCCUUAUCUCCUUUUCAACAGAAGCUGCUGAAAAGAUAAUCUCGUAAUUCUGAAAAAUGACGCCAAUGUUAGGUGUCACUAUGUGCUAUGACACUUUUGAUGUUGUAGUCGCAGAAACAAAGACUUCCUUCAUCUCCGUUGUAAGUGCUUUUGGAAUCAUGUAGACAUUAAUAAAUGGGGCUCCUCUUGUUUGUCUUA